Messenger RNA from Eutrema salsugineum, 1076 nucleotides. Its product is annotated as dof zinc finger protein DOF3.4. Gene Ontology annotation, biological process: regulation of DNA-templated transcription. The transcript has a single exon. Lineage: Eukaryota; Viridiplantae; Streptophyta; Magnoliopsida; Brassicales; Brassicaceae. The coding region runs from base 93 to 887 and encodes 264 amino acids. Gene Ontology annotation, molecular function: DNA binding; DNA-binding transcription factor activity. The record is from RefSeq and is a predicted model, not a curated record.
CAACAACAAAAAAAAAAGCUUCAACCUUUCUUCAUUCCCGCGUCUCCCUCCUUCUCAAAAAACCCCGACUUUUCUUCUUCCCCUCUCCGAUUAUGCCGACGUCUGACUCCGGCGAAUCACGGCGGAUACCGAUGAGACCUCCCGGCGCAACAACAGGGAUUCCACCGUCAACCGAGCAGCAAGAGCAACUCCCUUGUCCUCGCUGUGACUCAUCCAACACCAAGUUCUGCUACUACAACAACUACAACUUCUCUCAGCCUCGUCACUUCUGCAAAUCCUGUCGCCGUUACUGGACUCAAGGCGGCACUCUCCGCGACGUUCCUAUCGGCGGUGGUUCUCGUAAAGGCGCGAAACGCUCCCGCACUUGCUCCUCCUCCACCGCCGCCUCCGCCGUUAACUCCGUCGUCUCCACCUCCACAGGAAUCCGCAGCGUUCCGUUUCAGGCGACACCUGUUCUCUUCCCUCAGUCGUCAAUCUCUAACGGCGUUAGCCACACCGUAACCGCUCCGCUUGAAAACGACGCAAAGGCGAGCGCUUUGUCUCUCUGCGGCAGUUUCACCUCUCUCUUGAACCAAAACGCCGCCGCAGCAACUACGCAUGGAUCCGGUUCGGUUAUAGGACUCGGCGGGUUCGGAAUCGGACUCGGGUCGGGUUUUGAUGACGUCAGCUUUGGACUUGGAAGAGCGGUGUGGCCGUUUUCAACCGUGGGUGAUGCUCCGACGACGAAUGUAGGUGCAGGGAGUAACGGUGGUCAUCACGCGGUUCCGAUAACCGGCACGUGGCAGUUCGAGGGUUUAGAGAGCAGCAACGCCGGUGGAUUCGCCUCCAGUGAGUACUUUGCGUGGCCGGAACUCUCCAUCACAACACCAGGGAACUCACUCAAAUGAAAAGACUUUUCGUAAAGCUUCCGUCUUUGUCAGAGGGUUUCAAUUUCUUUCUCUGUUUCAGUCUCUAUUGGCUGUUUUGUGAUUUUGUCAAUCUUUAGUGGUCUCUUUAGUGUGUCUGGUGUUUUUUAGAACUUGUGUACUGAAACUAGAAAAACAGAGAAAGUUUGUGUUUUUUCGGCUCAAAGAUCU